This is a messenger RNA of Lodderomyces beijingensis, 1791 nucleotides long. Lineage: Eukaryota; Fungi; Ascomycota; Pichiomycetes; Serinales; Debaryomycetaceae. The record is from the annotation of a GenBank genome assembly.
AUGUUUUUUGAAGAUAUAACAGACACGCUCGACAAGAAUCUGCUGACGAGACUAGGUACGCAAAGAUUAGUUUCUAAGCAUGCCGAGUUGACGAAAUUCGAAUCGGUAUAUGAGCAACUGACCCAAUCGCAGCGUCGUCAACUUCGCGACCCUCGCGUGCGGAAGGCGGUUGAGAAAUUGCUUCAUCGCGAAUUGCUGGCUCGCGCCAAGAGGCGACCGCAGGAUACGUUUGAGAUUGUGCAUGAAGUUGAUGACAGUGGAGACAGUGGCGACAACAAGAGCCAGAGCAAGGGAAAGGGAAAGGGCAAGGGGAAGAGCAAGAGGAAGGAUAAGAGGGUAAAGGUCGGGUAUGAAGGCUCGAGCAUAAGGGAGAAGAUAGCAGAAUUCUUGGACCUCCAGCAACGAGGAGGAGGCGAUGGAAGCGAUGAAGAGUCAGAGCACGAUGAGAAAUUCGAAGAGUAUGACAUUGUCACGUCGAACAAACUACAGCAGUAUAACGAGCACGAAGAUACACGUGGAAAGCAAGCGAUGCGGAACUACUAUAUCGAAUCUAGCGGGUUGGAAAUCAUGCCUACUCAUGCCAACCUCCCGUCAACUGAGAUCAGCAGACACGUCUCCAACAUGAACACUUUGCUCCACUUGAAUAUUUUACGGAAAAAUUGGAAGUUGGCGUACAAGAUCUUCUGCAUCUUGAUCCGGUUCCCUGAAGUUGAUAUCCGACUCAUUUGGCCCUUGGGGAUUGAGAUUUUAAUCAACUUGUCUCAUGGCGAUGGCAUUUACGGCAUGAAAGUUACCAAGUUUUACGACUAUUUGAACUCGUUCUUCGUGGUGAGGCAACAUGUUAUAAACAGGAGUGUUCGACCGUCGGCUGCCCCCGUAUGGAGAACAGGUUCGAGGACUAUGGUGGCGUUGUAUUUGAUAAGUUCCCUAUGGCAUUUAUUCAUCCAAAAAGACUACGAAACGGCGUUGGCUAAAAUAGAAGAGCUCGUUAUCGUGCCGCCAUAUAUCCAUGAAGGAGUAUUAUACUACAUAGCAGCGCUUUGUCACUUGUGUCAAUGCUGUCAAAUUGUCGAUUCGUUCCAAUUGCAAGGCGACUUUGUCAAAUUUAGUGAAAGUGGAGCCAUGUAUAGGAGUUUCCAUGAGUGUAAACAGUUGCUUGAACAAGCACUCGAGUAUAUCAAAAAGAAUUUGGCGUCUUGCAAAAAAUACAAAUUUGAAGUUGAUGAUGAGGCAGUGGUGCAGCAGUGGCACCAUGUGAUGCUCAAAUUGGAAAACAUCCGUGCCGAGAAUGAAGAAACGCUGAUGUUGAAAGUUGGCAGUGAUGAGGAGGAUGAAAAAGAAGAGAACAAAGCAUUGCCAAAUGGACAAAUGGAAGUUGACGAAUGGGGUGCUAUAUCUGAUGAUGAUGGUGAUGAUGAUGGAAACGAUGGAAACGGUGAUUUCGAUCAUGACGAAGCUCAGAAUGGGCAAAUGGAAGUUGACGAAUGGGGUGCUAUAUCUGAUGAUGAUGAUGAUGAUGAUGGAAACGAUGGAAACGAUGGAAACGGUGAUUUCGAUCAUGACGAAGUUCAGAAUGGGCAAAUGGAAGUUGACGAAUGGGGUGCUAUAUCUGAUGAUGAUGAUGAUGAUAAUGAAGAACAAGAGCAGAAGGAGGAGGUAGGAGAGAAGAACGAAGAGAACGGAGCAUCGCCGAAUGGAGAAGUCGAGUACGAUGAUUGGGACGCCAUAUCUGAUGAUGACGAAGAAGAACAAGAAGAAGAAGCUCAGUCACCGUUGGAAGCAUCAAACUAA